Phytophthora nicotianae INRA-310 is the source of this 474-nucleotide messenger RNA. RefSeq lists its product as hypothetical. Bases 1 to 474 code for a protein of 157 amino acids. The transcript has a single exon. The record is from RefSeq and is a predicted model, not a curated record. NCBI's taxonomy places the organism in Eukaryota, Oomycota, Peronosporomycetes, Peronosporales, Peronosporaceae.
AUGGACUUCAACGACCUGUAUCUCUUCGUGGGCCCGCCCAUGACUCGUGGUCCUCCGCAAGUGCCUCUGCUGCCAUCGCUUCUCCCUCCUCCGCCACCACCUGCGCCGUCAAUACCGCUGCUUCCUCCAAUGCUGCCACGCCCUCCCACGUCGUAUUCGAAGAAGACACAGAAGCAGAAUAUGCGGCUCAAACCAUACCACCGUCUCAAGCCAAACCAGCGCAAUACGGAUACCCAAAUACGACCCCAAAUGAAGCCUAUCGAACCCUGCGAGGGUAAUGAACGUGAGAUGCAGAUGAUGAUGUCCGAGUUGGAGCUUGAAUACCGGACCGCCAAGAGAGACUGGCCAAGCACAACUAUCGACACCCGCAGUUUGAACACGUUUGGAGACCCCCAAGCAACCUGGACUACCGUGUUGGAGAUGUGUCCGCAAUUUUUCGCCGUCGACCCCAUCGGAGGAGGCGAGUACUUCUAA